AUGUUUUCAACGUCGUCACUACUGGCCGCGGGCCUGCUCUGCCUCGCCAGCUUACAGCCCGUCCUGAGCAAACCAAUCGACCCCCUCUUCGUCCUCGGCAGAGACGAGGGCAACAAGAACCUCACCGCAAAACUCAACCGCGACUUCCCGGACCCGGCGCUCGUCCAGGCCGGCGACGGGCUGUGGUACUCGUUCGCGACCAGCGGCAACGGCAAGAACAUCCAGGUCGCCAAGGCGUCCGAGAUCUCGGGCUCCUGGGAGUGGCUCGACAUCGAGCCCCUCCCGGACGGCGGCUGGACGACCGGCAAGAACACCUGGGCCCCGGACGUCAGGCGCCUCGACAACGGGUCGUACAUCAUGUACUACUCGGGCGAGGUGGUCGACGGCGGCGGGCGGCACUGCAUCGGCGUGGGCAUCUCGGAGGCCGUAACGGGCCCUUACCGCCCGACCAAGGAGCCGUGGGUGUGCCCGUUCGACCAGGGCGGCGCCAUCGACGCCGCCGGCUUCUACGACGAGUCCAGCAAGAAGCGGUACGUGCUGUACAAGGUGGACGGCAACAACGUGGGCAACGGGGGCGACUGCAACAACGGCGUGGAGCCGCUCGCGGGGACGCCCAUCAUGCUGCAGGAGGUCGAGGCCGACGGGUACAGCAAGGUCGGCGACCCGGUGCAGGUGCUGGACCGGACCAAGGCGGACGGCCCGCUGGUGGAGGCGCCGGACCUCGUGAGGACCGACGACGGGCUGUACAUCCUCUUCUUCAGCAGCUUCUGCUUCAACUCGGACAACUACAACGUCAACUACGCGACCAGCCGCGACAUCAAGGGCCCGUACGUGCGGCCGUCGAGGAUGCUCCUCAAGACGGGCGACCUCAACCUCACCGCGCCGGGAGGCGCCACGAGCGUGGCCGGCGGCGGGCAGAUGCUCUUCCACGGCAACUGUCCGCAGGGGAGGUGCCUCUACCAGACGCAGUACUCGGUGACCGGCAGAGAUGUAAUCAUCAGCUGA
Molecule: messenger RNA, 1005 nt
Organism: Colletotrichum karsti
Lineage: Eukaryota; Fungi; Ascomycota; Sordariomycetes; Glomerellales; Glomerellaceae
Exons: 1
Coding region: 1-1005 (334 amino acids)
Biological process (GO): carbohydrate metabolic process
Molecular function (GO): hydrolase activity, hydrolyzing O-glycosyl compounds
Source: RefSeq, a predicted model, not a curated record